Messenger RNA from Aspergillus ochraceoroseus IBT 24754, 2055 nucleotides. Its product is annotated as fungal specific transcription factor domain-containing protein. Gene Ontology annotation, cellular component: nucleus. Bases 1 to 2055 code for a protein of 684 amino acids. NCBI's taxonomy places the organism in Eukaryota, Fungi, Ascomycota, Eurotiomycetes, Eurotiales, Aspergillaceae. The transcript is spliced from 3 exons. Gene Ontology annotation, biological process: positive regulation of transcription by RNA polymerase II. The record is from RefSeq and is a predicted model, not a curated record. Gene Ontology annotation, molecular function: transcription cis-regulatory region binding; DNA-binding transcription factor activity.
AUGGCUAUGGGGACGUCGUAUCCUAGAAGGCUACAUGAUGAUAUCCAAGAUUCUCCGACUGUCCCUGACCAGUCUCUUAAGAACUCCAACCGUACAACCGAUAGAGAUUCAGUAGACUUGGCGCAUCUGUCGCAAGAACAAGAUGCCACUUCUUGGUCAGUCCUCUCUGCUCGAAUGACGGACACACUACCGAGAGAGGAGCCGUCCCAUUGCCCUCCAGCAUCCAGCGCCUUGGACAAUCCUCCCUUCCCGUCCCCUCCCGCGGAAACUAGCCCUAGCAUUCCUCCGUUACCCGACUUCAAUUUCUCACCAGGGCCCGUCUCCCAUCCGAUAUCCUAUGUCCGGCCACCUCUGGAUGCCCCCCAGCAUGUCCUCCACCAGGCCCACUUCACGAGAUACUCGUCUUCAGCAGAGGUGGGACUUGCAAGUACCUCCGCCGGUUGUGAAGCACUGAGCCCCUCGACUUCCCAUGGCACUCUUCGUUCGCCCUGUUCCAAUGACGCGCACUUAUUCUCUGCUGGAUUACCUCAGGACAAUGCAGGCACUCCAGAUACCUUCUUCACCGGAAUUAUGGAGAGCCACGCCACUGAUUUCCCCCCCGGAUUGGUUGAUCAUAAUGAGCUAUCUAGCCCAGAAAAGCAGUGGCAAACAUAUCUGACUAGUGUAACUGAUAAUUACGGGUUGGAUUGUGGUCGACCGGACGUGGAUCUGGGGAAAAAUGAUGAUCACUCGGCGAUCAAUGUCAAUGAUGCCCUCAGUAUAGCGCGCUCGCCAAUGGGGGGUCACCAUGAUUCUAGCCCAGGCGGACAGAGUGGGGUGGGCAGCAAGUACGAGUACUAUGCUACACCUGUUGCCAUCAAUAUUCCGCGCUACCUCUCGCCUGUCCCUCCGUCUUUAUUGAAGACCCCCAUCAACUUGAUGUAUUUCCACCACUUCCUCAAUCAUACGGCACGAAUACUGGUCCCCCAUGAUUGUGGAGACAAUCCUUUCAGCUCUGUUUUGCCGUCUAUGGCCAUUGGAGAUUCCAAUCUCCUGAAUCUGCUACUCGCAUAUUCAGCUAGCCACCGCGCCAGGCACCUGGGACACUCCGAACCCGCGAAUCGGAUCGCACUGUGGGUGAGCAAUGUUUUCCCGUCCCUGCGUGUCGCGUUGGAAGAUCCCCAUGAAAAAGUGACAGACAAUCACCUUGCUACUGCUAUCAUGCUGCUCUCAUUGAAGAUUGUUUCGCCUAGCACCUUCGAGGUCCCGAUCCCUUGGCAAAGCCACCUGAAGCUCGCGCGGGACCUUUACCUCGCCCGCCAUAGCCAAAUGGCAUACUCCGGAAAUCGUGUGGGAGCUUUUCUUACCCGUUGGCUGGGCUAUCUCGAUAUUCUCGGGUCGCUCUCUUGUCGCUAUCAUGAGCCUCCUCUGCUUACCUAUUACUCGGUCUUGGAUACCUGCUGUGCGGAUGAGGAACGGGACGAGUUUGCCGUCGACUGCUUUACCGGCUUUACUGCUCGAACGGGGCUCUUUUUGAUGCAGCUGGGAGGACUAGUUCAUCAAUGUGACAAUGCACGUUUUGAUGAGAUGGGUGCUUUUAUCCCCGAGUGGACCCCUUCACCAGACGUAACUCGCAAGGCGGAUGCGCUGCUAGCACAGUGGGAUGCACUCGGUACGCACGCACGCGCUUAUGAGGGAAAUUACGAACGAUCCGAGUGCUCGGAUAUGAUUGCCGUUGAUCGUGCAUUCCGUUACGCUGGGCUGCUCCAUCUUCGUCGUCGCGUACUGGGCGAAUCGUCUAGCUCUAUGGCCGUUAAGGCAGCUCUGGAUGGACUCGUAGAGGCGGUAACCGCAAUCCGGCCGGGCGCCGCCGCUGAAGUCGGAGUGUUAUUUCCUAUCUUCACUGCCGGAUGCGAAGCCCAGGAGUUCGCACAGAGAAUCGAGAUCAAAGAGCGGUUGGAGAUCCUGGAGGGGACUGGAAUGAAACAGAUCCAAAAUGCUCGCACACUGAUGCAGCGCUGCUGGGAUGCCGAUGUGCCUUGGAUCGCCUUGGCCCAGGGGGAGUUUUUGGGAUAA